UCCGUCCCCUUUGAUUCCCUCUUUCACCUGAUCUGUUAGCUUUCCCGGCCUUUCGAAUUCAAAUCUUAAAGAUUUCAUUCGUCUGCGACUUAUGCUCCGGGAUCGUUUUAAGGGAGUUUAGAUUUCACUUUUAAUUAGGCUUUUCUUUGUAAAAAUUGUGGGUGCGGAUAUUGUUGACUUUGUUUCAUUGGAUUGUAACUAUUGUUUCAAUUCGCUUUUGAGAUGGCUACGAGUUUCGAUAGAUGGGAAAAGGAUCAUUUCUUCGCUGUGGCUGAAGAAGUUCAGGAAUCUGCCGACAGGAUGGAAUCGACGUAUCGGACAUGGCUACACGCGAGAAAACAGGUUUCUAGUCCGUGGAAUUUCGAGGAACUUCGUAGGGACCUGCGUACUACCCUUGGCACCACCAAAUGGCAGCUAGAGGAGUUCGAGAGGGCUGUCCAAUCAAGUUACAAUGAGAAUUCAAGUGAGGAUGCGAGAGAUAGGCAUCGAGAUUUUAUUGCGGCAAUUGAGGACACAGUUUCAAAGAUUGAAAAUUUGUUGCAGGAAUCAGCCCAUUCGGAGGGUAAGACACCAAUGCCUUGGGUGCGUUUGGAUGAAGGUGAACGGGAUGAUCUUGCUUUAUUUUUGUCUGGACCCUCUGUGUCGGGAGAGAAGAACCUUCCUCCUAAUUUUCAUUCCAGGGCUAAUGAAAUCCCACAAAGAAUCAAUAUCGAAUCUCUGCCAGAUUCAUCGAAGAAUUCAGGUCACUCUGUUGAGUGGAUUUCCUCUGAGGCUAAGGGCGAGAAGUCACAUGGGCAUAGGAGGACUGCUAGUGCUGCUGACCUUGGCACUUGCAUGAUUGCUAUCGGUGAUGAUGUUUUACAACAGAACUGUUCUGAUGGUCUGCCCUCCAUUCCCCCACGAAAGGUACCAAGCUUAUAUGGUUUCCUAAAUUCCAUCGAAUCUGUAGCCAAGGUGAAGUGGUCGAAGAAUGGUUUCAGGAAGUUGAAGGCAGUAGGUCGUGAUCAAGAGUCUAAUACAGAGUUGUUGAGACCUCCUCAGUGGCUAGGGGCCUCAAUGCAUGUUAUGAAUGAAGUAAGAGUUGCCUAGACUGUGAUGAUAAUUACGAUAAGCAACUUUAUGGCUGGUAUGGGGCGAUUCAAAGACAGCUCCAAAGGUCUCGGUAUCAAAUGCAAUAUAGUCAUCCCAUUCGACUUGCAAUUUGGUUCAUCCUCAUCUUUUGCUUGAUUGUUUUAAUCACAUAUCAUAUGAUAUGAAAAGGAUACAGUACCUUCGACGGGAAGUUUAUACUUGGUGGCAAUUCAUAUUUGGGGGAAGGUGGUUAAGGAGCCUAGCUUGUGCAUGUUAUGCUGGCACCUGGAUGAUACACUCAGUGAAGUAUUGAAUGAAGGUAGUACGGUUAAAAGCAAGAGAACCUUUCCCCCUUUUAGUUUCCUUGACAUCCUCUUGUCUAUCUUUCGAUUUUGGUUUUUUCGAGUGAAGGGAAGUCCUGUUGUUACUGGGGAGCAAAGGGAUGAUAGAUUGAGCUGAGGAAGUCGGAUCAUGUAACGUAUAUGUUUUCUUUUUCUUCCUGAAGAGUAUUUUGUAUUAAUGCACAGCGAGUAGCACUUUAACUCCCCUUCCCUACGGGCUUCCUUUUUAAGUUGUAACCAAUUAGGAACUGUGAAAAGGAAGUGGAAAAUUUAUCUAAUUGGGACCUCAAUUAUGGAAAAUGUGGAAAUUCCUUUGCUUGUCUCA
Hibiscus syriacus is the source of this 1737-nucleotide messenger RNA. RefSeq lists its product as uncharacterized. The record is from RefSeq and is a predicted model, not a curated record. Gene Ontology annotation, cellular component: membrane. The coding region runs from base 223 to 1089 and encodes 288 amino acids. NCBI's taxonomy places the organism in Eukaryota, Viridiplantae, Streptophyta, Magnoliopsida, Malvales, Malvaceae. The transcript is spliced from 5 exons. Gene Ontology annotation, biological process: Golgi vesicle transport.